GAUUACUUAGUUGUAAGUGAUGAGAUCAGCAGGGAUCAGCUUUCAGGAUGGGGCACUGCUUCAGCAGCAGGCUCUUCCCAUCUGGGCUGUCUCUCUCCUAUGCAGGCGCUGGGGGUGACAAAGGUAAUCUUUAAACACAAAGCCCAACUGCCCCCUUAGGGCUCCGCUGAAAGGGAGAAGAAAUAAAGGAGAUCUGGAGAGGAGAGCCUGUGUGCUGGAUGGCGGUGGUGGCAGCCCUGAUCUGUGACAUGCUGCUGAGAAGAGCAGAUUUUGGGGGAGGCAGUUAGCUUUGCCUGCACUGCAUCUGUGGAUCGGAGAGAAGACACACAACUGUAGUAUUCCUCCUGUGUGUCUACAUUGGGAGUAUCAGUAAUCCUCCAGGAACUUUAUCUGGAUACCCAGGCUGCUGCUGCUGGAAGCUCUACCAUCUACCCCCUGGCUAGGCUGGGGAGUUGUACUUUUCCAAGGAUCCUUGUUUUUUUUGUUUUAACACUUUCUGGAUUUUGGGGCUUUAAUGAAACCCUCUGGAUGUGUGAUUACUAAGUGAGAGGAAUAAGGUCUGAGAAGAGUGACAUUCUGCUAAAGGUCUCCCAAAGACGGCUGCAAGUGGACAAGUAAUGGGGUUUUCAGAUAAAAAGUGUUCAUGAGGUAACAGAAGGAAACACAGGAAUACCUUCCCUUCCCUUACCCUUCCCCUUUUUUUGUUAGCCCACAGACAAGAAAUGGGUCAAAAGAUCUCAGGGAGCAUCAAGUCUGUGGAUGUGCGGGAUCCACCUUACAGACCAGUCAAGAGAGAACUGAGAGGUCCAGACUUUUGCAAGCCUGCACGAUUAGAUAUGCUGCUGGAUAUGCCUAUGGCCACUUUGGACGUUCAGUAUAAGCAUGCAUGGAAUAAUGAGGAUCGGUCUUUGAAUAUUUUUGUGAAAGAGGAAGACCGACUGACGUUCCAUCGACACCCAGUUGCACAAAGUACAGACUGCAUCCGAGGGAAGGUUGGCUAUACGAGGGGCCUUCAUGUUUGGCAGAUUCAUUGGCCCACCAGGCAAAGAGGAACCCAUGCUGUUGUUGGAGUAUCAACUGCUGAUUCCCCUUUACAUUCUGUUGGAUAUACUUCACUGGUAGGAAGCAAUAGUGAGUCUUGGGGCUGGGACCUAGGACGAAAUAAACUCUACCAUAACUGUAAAAACCAACCUGGUGUUACAUAUCCAGUCUUUUUAGAACCAGAUGAAUCAUUUGUACUCCCAGACUCCUUGCUGGUAGUGUUAGAUAUGGAUGAGGGGACUCUUAGCUUCAUAGUCGAUGGACAAUAUUUAGGAGUUGCCUUCAGAGGAUUCAAAGGGAAAAAACUUUAUCCUAUUGUUAGCGCUGUAUGGGGUCACUGUGAAAUUACAAUGCGAUACAUCAAUGGACUUGAUCCGGAACCGCUGCCUUUGAUGGAUUUAUGCAGAAGAUCGGUUCGGUUUGCUAUUGGCAGAGAGCGUUUGCACCAAAUUGAGUCUUUACCGUUGCCUCAGUCAUUAAAGAACUAUUUACAAUACCAGUGACAGCACCCUCUUGUAGCCUCAACAGGACAACAACAAAGAAGAAAAUAAAAAGAAGAUAUAAUGCAACUCAGCAGAUAUUGUUUACAUGGGGACAAAAUUCCUUUUCAAUGGUUACUU
Messenger RNA from Rana temporaria (common frog), 1661 nucleotides. It is a transcript of the gene SPSB4, whose product is annotated as splA/ryanodine receptor domain and SOCS box containing 4. Gene Ontology annotation, biological process: intracellular signal transduction; proteasome-mediated ubiquitin-dependent protein catabolic process. Gene Ontology annotation, molecular function: protein binding. NCBI's taxonomy places the organism in Eukaryota, Metazoa, Chordata, Amphibia, Anura, Ranidae. The transcript has 3 exons. Gene Ontology annotation, cellular component: SCF ubiquitin ligase complex. The coding region runs from base 723 to 1544 and encodes 273 amino acids. The record is from RefSeq and is a predicted model, not a curated record.